AAUCCAGUAUUUUCCUGAAUCUCUCUCCAUCUCUCUUACUUCCUGCAGCAUCUCACUCCUGCUCAUGAGCAUCUAGCCGAGUGCCUAGUAGAUUUGCUGGAUGCACCAGGACCGGAUUCAACUUGUGAGUGCGUAGGAGUGAGUACGGACUUUGUUGGGAUCUCCAGCCAAGAGACAGAGGCAAAGAAAGAGAGCCAUCGGACAAACACUGAUUUAGUGUGGUCCUGAGGAAGAGAGAGGGGUGAGCUGAAGAGGUACGAUGAGUUUAAACAGUCAAACUCUGACUGGCAGUGGACAGGAUUGGACCAGAAAUGGCAGCAGCAGCAGCAGCAGAGGCCCCAUGGAAAAUGAGAGUAUGAUUUUGAAGCCCUCCACCCCCACCAGGAACCUUAUACCACCGAAGCCGGAGAACGCCAUCACUAUCGCUGUGUCGUCUCAAGUCCUCUUCAACAUGGAGAAGGAGCAGCAGAUAUACAAACAGCAAGGCAUGGAGGGUUACAUCAAGUAUCAAGGGGAGCAUGAAACGGAGCAUUUCAGCCCCGGACCUGCCUGCUCCUUUGUCAAGGCUCUGGAGGCUGUAAACACUCAACUGAGGAAGCUUUACCCUGACAGUGAUGAGCUGUUCGAUGUUGUGCUUAUGAUGAACAACGAUGCAGAGGUUGGCCUGAGACUCAACAAUACCAUCAAUCAUCACCAGUUGUUCAUCAAGCGCUUCUGUAUGACAGGGGGAAACAGCCCCGUGAGCUUCUUGAAGGCUUACCACACCAACCUGUACCUGUCGUCUGACCCAGGCAAGGUUCGAGAAGCUCUGGCGAAAGGUAUAGCAGCAGCCAUCAUGUUCACCCCGGAGAAGAUGAAUGAAGUGUCGGAGACUCAGCUGCGAGUCGCCUUCGACGGUGAUGGAGUACUCUUCUCUGAUGAGUCGGAGCGCAUUUUCAAGAAAGAUGGACUGAAAAGGUUCCAGGAGCAUGAGAAGACCCACGAGAAAGAUCCUAUGAAACAGGGGCCACUGAAGUGUUUCCUCGAGGCUUUAGGAAAACUGCAAAAUAAAUUUUAUGUCAAUGGGCAGCGCAUGGACUGCCCCAUCCGGACAUACCUGGUGACGGCUCGCGAUGACGGCAGCGCCGGUAAACGAGCCUUGAAUACACUGAGCUCAUGGGGCCUGGAGAUUGACGAGGCUCACUUUCUGGCAGGGGCGCCCAAGGGCCCCAAGCUUGAGGAGAUCAGGCCACAUAUCUUCUUUGAUGACCAAAAGAGUCAUGUGGACGGGGCUGUAGAAAUGGGGACGGUGGCAUGCCACGUGCCCUACGGGAGAGCUAACGAGUUAAGCUAGAAAGGAGUGAUGGGCAAAGAGACGUCUGCAGAGUAGCCUGGACAUCACGGUGGUGACAGACAAGGAGCUUGACGGGACAUUUCAUUUUUGCGUACAUUGCUCUAUGAAUGUUUUUUAACGAUUGAAACUAGAAUGGCACAUUAAAGCACAGGCUGCUCCAAAUAAUACAGGGUCAUAGAUACAAGUUUCUUAAAUAUGCCUGAUCACGUUCCAUGAAUUAUUCUCUGGGAAAAAGGUCAACAUUUGGAAAAACGCUCCAUUACACAAUGUUACAGAAAGAAUUCCUGGAUCUGCUGUAAUCCUGUGUUUAGCAAAAUGAAACAAACAAACUGACAUGGGUGAAACCAAAACCUCCUUGUGGAGGGAAUAGUGUCCUUAAAACCAAACAGAACCAAUAGGUACUAAAAAGAGAACCUGCACAUUCUCAACAAAUUUGCUCAGAUUCUAGCUUACAGAUCAAGAAGAACCACCAGGUGACAUAUUUUAUAAUUGAAUGUACUCAUAUAACAUACUUUUUAUCCACAUUAACCCACAUUAAGAAUAAAUAUCUGAAAGUCAAACUCUAUCGAAAUAAAGAAUCCUUAAAAUAGAAGAGAACUAAACAGAUAAGUGGGAGAAAAUCUAUAAGAGUGAGUCUGAAUGGAGCGUGACCUGUGCUACACAGCUGCACUGAAGAUUUGCACUCAGUCAUUUAAGAAGAUUUUUAGAGUUGUAUCACUUCACUGCUCAUCUGGGUGUUCCAACAUUUUUUUUUAACUGGUGCCUUUUUCCCGUCGUUGUUUGACUUUAUUUUUCUUGGGUUAGGGUCAGCCUUGCACGGUAAAUGGGCCUGUUUCAUCAAUGCAUAUGAAUGUAUUUUAAGAUUGCAAAUGAAGAAGAUUAGUCAAAUAUUUAUUUUUUAAUUUCCUCUUUUGCAAGAAAAUUGUGUAUUAUUGUUAUCAGCCACGUGCAAUUUUCAAAUAUGCUCUUUGUCCCUGAAGUGCCCAGAGUUCAGUGUGUCCCGGGUUGUUGCAUGCUUAUGUCUGUUUUAUUAUUGUCAUUCAGUUUUACAAUCAAGCUUUUCUGUUUCAAGAUUAAAUUAAAAGUGUCCGUAUGCGAAAAGCA
Pleuronectes platessa (European plaice) is the source of this 2437-nucleotide messenger RNA. RefSeq names its product cytosolic 5'-nucleotidase 1A. The transcript is spliced from 6 exons. The record is from RefSeq and is a predicted model, not a curated record. The coding region runs from base 260 to 1333 and encodes 357 amino acids. NCBI's taxonomy places the organism in Eukaryota, Metazoa, Chordata, Actinopteri, Pleuronectiformes, Pleuronectidae. Gene Ontology annotation, cellular component: cytosol; cytoplasm. Gene Ontology annotation, biological process: nucleotide metabolic process; adenosine metabolic process. Gene Ontology annotation, molecular function: 5'-nucleotidase activity; nucleotide binding; magnesium ion binding.